Frankliniella occidentalis (western flower thrips) is the source of this 1449-nucleotide messenger RNA. RefSeq lists its product as uncharacterized. The transcript has a single exon. NCBI's taxonomy places the organism in Eukaryota, Metazoa, Arthropoda, Insecta, Thysanoptera, Thripidae. The record is from RefSeq and is a predicted model, not a curated record. Bases 1 to 1449 code for a protein of 482 amino acids.
AUGACCCCCCCCGAGCCCAGUUCUGUGUGCUCUGUAGAGUUGGGUGAACCCGAGCCCGAUCCCAGUUCUGUGUGCUCUGUAGAGUUGGGUGACCCCGAACCCAGUUCUGUGUGUUCUGUUGAGUUAGUUGUGGGCGAGCCCAGUUCUGUGGAGAACGCCGGUGACGUUGAAGACGACCCGGAAAUUGUUUCUGGCAAGAUUAGUACAAAAAAUCCGUUUGCGAGUUUUGGUGACAGUGAUACCCGAAGCAUACUCUCCGAUGAUGAGAAAAAGCUGCUCAUGGCUAUACAUCCAAUCCAGCCUGAUAGUAAAACUGGAGUGGAGAUAAAACUACCCUUUGACAAAGAAAGAGUGUACACGCAGGGGCCGGGUGGGAACAAACGGAUGUGGCUGUCCUAUUGUGCCAACAGACGUCGACUCUUCUGCUGGUUGUGCCACGCUUUUGGGGAUACUAAAAGCCAUUACGCCACAGUUGGCUGGGGCGACGAUGCAAAGUGGAAAGCACGGCAUUGCUAUAAGAGUAUUGAAAAGCAUGAAUUAAGUGUUGAACAUUUGGCUGCAGUCAAGGCGUAUUUACACUUUUCUGAACGCCGGUCGGUGCUGCAGGUGCUCAACACCAAAAGUUUGUCCCUAAGAGCAAAACAAGUGGCUGACAACAGGGAGGUGGUCCUCAGAAUAAUAAACAUUGUCCUUUUUUUGGCAAAACAAGGCAUUGCAUUUCGUGGUGAUAAAAAUGAGGCUGCUUAUACUCUCCACUCUUCGUGUAAUCAUGGCAACUUCCUCGAAGAGGUUAAGAGUCGGGCAAUAUUUGACCCAGUGCUUAAGGCCCACCUCGAUAAAGCGAUAGGGAUGAGCCAGGCAAGACACGAUGCCCACUCAACGAGCCGUGGUAGGGGCUCACUGAUUACCUUUCUGAGUAAAAAUACCUUUGUGAAUAUCCUUGAAAUAAUAACAAGCAUGGUUCUGGACAAAAUUAGAGAAGAAGUGGAAGAAAACGGUGGGAAGUUUAGUUUUUCUAUGGACGGCUGUCAGGAUAUUUCUGUGAAAGAGCAAAUAGCAACUGUACUUAGGUAUGUCAAUGAAAAUGGCCCCGUCGAGAGGUUUAUUGACAUAACAGCACUUACUUCGACCAGUAGCGAAGCUAUGCUCAACCAUGCUAUCAAAACUCUGUCAGACGUCGUUAUCAUGGGCAACUUAACGGGAUUUUCGUUUGAUGGUGCCGGCAAUAUGGCUGGAGUCAAAACUGGUCUCCAAGCUCGCUUGAAGGAAAUGGUUCCGGAUAGUAUUUUUCAACAUUGUUACUCACACGUCCUAAACCUUGCGCUCGAAAAGGCUUGCAAUUGUAUCCUACCAUCAGUUGCUUUUUUUGACCUCAUGCGUGAAACAGCCACCACUAUUUCCGAGUCCUACAAGAGAACUGAUAUUUGGACCAACACACAACACAUGUAA